CCCUCCUCCCUCGCCCUACUGUCGAAUUUAUCAGCCGCGAAAGCUGCCCGCCCAAACCCUCAGCGCGAAGCAAAAUAUAUUUUCGUUCUUCUGCCAUGUAUCAGGUGAUUUUCUUAUUUUAUAGUUUAUCGGCACUAUUUUUCCCUUUAUCGAUUGCCCCUAAUUUUCGUGGAUGUUUCUGAAAUUAAUUGGGGAUGAUUGUCUUGAUUUUCCAAAACAUGGUAUCUGCGUAUCUGAACUGUGUCGAUGAAGUAUCAAUUACGAUCUAUUUAAUGAUUUUUUAGUUUUGAAUUGUAUUUUCAGGUUGAUCAUAGAAACUCCUCAGCAGCUAAACGGGCACGAACGGAUGAAAAUUUCUGAAACAUUGUAGCCUUGUUCAGUACACGAACCACACAAAUAUAGCAUUUUGGUUUCAAAACAAUCUUGCGGCGGGAAGGAGACAAAACCGAUUAAUCGGCAAUCUGAUUGCGAUGAGUUUAGCAGAAGACUCACCUGCACACUCUUCGAGUAGCGAUGGCGAUGAUUUAGUAGCAUUUCUUGAUGCUGAGUUGGAUAUUGCUUCUGAUGGAGAAGCUGAUUCCGAAGAAGUUGCGGAUGAUGAGGAUAGUGAUAAUGGUGAUGAGGAUAAUGACUUGGAUCUUAAGAGAGUUAAAAGGCGCAAGAUAGAGUUAUCUGAAGACGUGAAUUUUGACGUAAUAAAUUCACAAAGUUCCUCAUCUGUAGGGGAAUCAGUGCAACUUUUAAGUGGGUCAUCACCUAAGAAGAACACGUGUCUGCAUCCCGGUGUUUAUGCAGGAAUGUGCAUGAGGUGUGGGCAAAAAAUGGAUGAUGAAUCUGGUGUUGCAUUUGGGUACAUACAUAAGAAUCUGAGGCUUGCUAAUGACGAGAUGGACCGAUUACGUGACAGAGACUUGAAGAACAUGCUACGCCAUAGAAAGCUUUGCUUGGUUCUUGAUUUAGAUCAUACGCUGCUCAAUUCAGCCCGACUUCAUGAUAUUACAGAGGAAGAAGGCUACUUAAAUGGCCAAAGAGAUGCUUUGCCUGAUACUUUAAAGAGCAGCUUGUUCAGACUGGAUUGGAUUUAUAUGAUGACUAAAUUGAGGCCAUUUGUACAUACAUUUCUGAAAGAAGCUAGCAAACUAUUCGAGAUGUACAUAUACACUAUGGGUGAACGUCCGUAUGCAUUGGAAAUGGCAAAGCUGCUCGACCCUGGAGAUAUUUACUUCAAUUCCAGAAUAAUUGCACAAGGUGAUUGCACACACAAGCAUCAAAAGGGUCUUGAUGUUGUUUUGGGUCAAGAAAGUGCCGUUGUCAUCCUUGAUGAUACCGAAGUGGUGUGGAGCAAGCACAAAGACAAUUUAAUAUUAAUGGAAAGAUAUCACUUCUUUGCUUCAAGUUGCAAGCAGUUUGGCUUCAACUGUAAAUCACUUUCCGAACUACGAAGUGAUGAAAGCGACACUGAAGGAGCACUACCUACUGUUCUCAAACGACUUCAGCAGAUCCAUAGUUUAUUCUUUGACGUGGAGCGCAAAGAUAGUCUUGAGGACCGGGAUGUGAGACUGGUGAUGAAAACUUUACGCAAAGAAGUUUUAAAAGGAUGUAAAGUCGUGUUCACCCGUGUUUUCCCGACUAAUUUUCCGGCCGAGCACCAUUCCCUAUGGAAAAUGGCUGAGAAAUUGGGAGCCACAUGCUGUAAUGAAAUCGAUCCAUGUAUUACACAUGUGGUCUCCAUGGAUGCAGGAACUGACAAAUCCCGUUGGGCGUUGAAGGAGAAGAAGUUCCUGGUGCAUCCACGGUGGAUAGAAGCUUCCAACUACAUGUGGCAGAAGCAGCCAGAAGAAAACUUCCCCGUUAGUCAAGCAAACAAGUAAAUGAUUUUAUUUCUCUAUCUAACAUCUGCUGACAAAAUACAAGUGACUGAUUUAUUUAUGGUAUAAUGUUUUGAAAUGGCUUAACUCGGACCUUUUGCUGGUAUAUAUUUUGUAUUAGAAAGGUCCCUUGAAGAAGGUUGAUAGUUGUUUAGGACAUGGUACUCUAAAAAUUUCGGUGCCAUUUGAUACGAAGCUCAAGUUUCGAGUUUAUCGAUUAGUUAAUUUAACCCUGAACGGGUUUGUUUCUUGUUCUUGGUUUUA
This is a messenger RNA of Erythranthe guttata (spotted monkey flower), 2132 nucleotides long. NCBI's taxonomy places the organism in Eukaryota, Viridiplantae, Streptophyta, Magnoliopsida, Lamiales, Phrymaceae. The record is from RefSeq and is a predicted model, not a curated record.